AUGGUCAACGCGCCGAGUCCGAGUUAUGACAACAGAGUUACCGAGUCUGCUGUCUUGGAGGAGAGCCAAAAUAGGGAACUAUUGGCCUUGGUGAAAAGCCUCACUGCGAAAGUCAACUCUCUAGAAUCUGCGCUGCGUCAACCACAGGUUACUUUGUCGGAAAGGAUGUCAAGUGAACCGCCCCCACUCUCUUUGUCGGCCAAUACACCAGUGAUUUCCCGAGAUAUUGGAGGAAAUGGUGAUGAAACUACUGAAUCAACGACGCAAAGCACCUCUGAAGUUGAAGAUGCUGCUACUAUUCUCGAGUUUCUAGCUUGGGGUCGAUGUAAAGAUCCUAAAUAUCAUGGCCUGAUCAACACUACCCAUGGCAAUCUUACUCCAUAUUCUCCAAAAGACAUCGAUAUGGAGAAGCAAAUACCCUUUUUCCCUUCAAAAAUAGCAAUUUAUUCUUACUUACAGUCUCUUCUGCCUAGUCGAUCUCACUUAUACACACUCGUCAAGUAUCACUGUGACUAUCUUCUUUGGUACCACGGCUCAUUCCAUACAAUUGUCUUUCAGAGAUCUGUGGACGACCUCUUCGACAAAGGAAAUGGACAGAUUGAACCGACGAAUACGGGAUUGCAAUGGACUGGCCUGCUCUUUGCCAUCAUCUUGGGUUCAUUAACCUGUGCUCCUCGAACAUUGGUAUUGUCCUGGGGUUUUAACGAUGACGAGCGGGAAGAACUGUCACAUAGGUGGUUCCAAGCAAUGAAUCUUUGCUUGCAGUACUCGGAUUAUAUGUCCUCUCAUUCAAUCUUCUCCGUUCAAGCGAUUGCUACUGUGACUCACUCCGCUCAUAUGCUAGGACAAUCAAAUAGCCAGUCAGUUCUUCUAGCUUCUGCAGUCCGGAUUGCGCAAAGCAUGGGAUUACACCGGCUUGGUCAUGAUGAAGAGAAAACCGAACCACAUGAUUUAAUCAAUCGAGAGCUUGGGCGUCGUGUUUGGUGCCAGCUCUGUACGCAGGAUUGGUUCUCCAUUCCAUUUACAGAAAGCUAUCUCAUAAACCAAACGUCUUUUGAUACCACGAAGCCACGGAACUGUGAUGAUAGAGACAUGAUCACAAAACCAGAUGAUAUACCAACGAUUACGAACUACUCACGCUAUUUUUAUGAAGUUGCAUUUCUUAUGCCUCGUGUACAAGAUGCGAUUGUCUCUUCAAACACCUUGUACACGAGGUACGAGAAAGUUCUCGAAUAUGACCAGCAGCUGCGCGUACUAGCCACUACUCGUCUACCACAUUAUCUCCAAAAUGUCCCACUUGAUCCGUCGUGGCCGUGUUAUGUUCCAUGGGCUCGACGCUGUCUCGCCAUUAGUACCUCACAUAAGGUAAUCAUGAUUCACAGGAAAUUCCUAGGGAUAAGUUUUGUCAAUCCAAUGUUUUCUCGAACCCGACGGACAUGCGUUGCAGCAGCGAGAACUAUUAUCAAAGAAUUAAAGGAAGCUAAGAGUGAUGGUGGCCCAAUUCUGUGGAUUCAUCACGCUCCCGAUAUACUGAUGAACGAGCAGAUUAUUCUAUGCCUUGACAUGAUCUACUCUCUAGAGUCAUCUCCCGAAUGUGACGAACACCGUCGUCUCGUUCAAGAUGGUCUUCAUAUGCUCUCAGUUUGCGAGACGAAUAUGAUUGCGAAGCGGGGAAUCCCUUUACUGAAAGCAAUGCUCGCAAACGAAAAAAGAAUUCGAGAAAAGACUCUGCAUGAAGUUGAGGGUUCUGAUCACGGAGAUCUUUCGACCAGAAAUGAUAGAAGGAAUCUGGACAUCAGUGAGAUUAUCCGGAAUUUUUACCAGCAAGAUCACUUGCAUUUUUCUGCAGCAAUGGGUAGGCUUAACCAAAAUGCAGACUGGUUUGACGCCCAAAAUCAAAGUAGCUGGCCACCAACGGAAAGCAAAGCGGAUGUAGACAGGGACACAAUUAUGCCGCCGACAGGACAUCAAUCGAUUUAUGGAUUUGAGUUUCCUGACAACUUUGAAGAAGUCUUUGCUCUAGCUGCAAACUACAUAACUUGA
Molecule: messenger RNA, 2043 nt
Organism: Talaromyces stipitatus ATCC 10500
Lineage: Eukaryota; Fungi; Ascomycota; Eurotiomycetes; Eurotiales; Trichocomaceae
Exons: 2
Coding region: 1-2043 (680 amino acids)
Biological process (GO): DNA-templated transcription
Molecular function (GO): zinc ion binding; DNA binding
Source: RefSeq, a predicted model, not a curated record